Conger conger (European conger) is the source of this 4265-nucleotide messenger RNA. RefSeq names its product integrator complex subunit 6-like. The record is from RefSeq and is a predicted model, not a curated record. Lineage: Eukaryota; Metazoa; Chordata; Actinopteri; Anguilliformes; Congridae. Gene Ontology annotation, cellular component: integrator complex. The transcript has 18 exons. The coding region runs from base 197 to 2878 and encodes 893 amino acids. Gene Ontology annotation, biological process: snRNA 3'-end processing.
CGCUCAGUUAAGAUAGAGAGGGAGUCAAGCGGCAGCAAGGGGUGGCUGUACGACCCUCUUUUGAGGGGGUCCGAUUAUAACAAAAAAUAUAUACACACAUAUAUAGCCAUUCUACACGCUCAGGCCGCAAGAUAGGUCCUGUGUUGAGUUUAGGCAUUUUAAAAUAAGCAUUACAUCUGUCUAUACAUUUUUAAAGAUGCCUAUUUUACUUUUCUUGAUAGACACGUCCGCUUCUAUGAACCAGCGCACUUAUUUGGGUACGACGUAUCUGGACAUUGCUAAAGGCGCGGUUGAGAUCUUUAUGAAGCUGCGUGCCCGAGACCCGGCUAGUAGAGGCGACAGGUACAUGCUAGUUACAUUUGAUGAGCCACCAUACGGAGUUAAGGCGGGAUGGAAGGAGAACCACGCCACCUUCAUGAGCGAGCUGAAGAACCUGCAGGCCUCGGGUCUGACCACGCUGGGUCCCGCGCUCCGCUCCUCCUUCGACCUGCUCAACCUCAACCGCCUCGUCUCGGGCAUCGACAACUAUGGACAGGGCAGGAAUCCUUUCUUCCUGGAGCCCUCGGUGAUCAUCACCAUCACUGACGGCAGCAAGCUGACGCACACUUCGGGGGUGCAGGAGGAGCUGCACCUGCCCCUGAACUCCCCGCUGCCGGGCAGCGAGCUGACCAAGGAGCCGUUCCGCUGGGACCAGCGUCUGUUCGCCCUGGUGCUGCGGCUCCCGGGCGCGGCCACCCCGGAGAGCGAACAGCUGGGCAGCGUGCCCACCGACGAGUCGGCCAUCACGCAGAUGUGCGAGGUCACCGGAGGACGGUCCUACUGCGUUCGGACUCAGCGCAUGCUCAACCAGUGCCUGGAGUCCCUGGUCCAGAAAGUUCUGAGCGGCGUUGUCAUUAACUUUGAGAAAACCGGACCGGACCCGCCUCUGCUAGGCGAAGACGGCCUAGUCGACCCCACCCGCCCCGCCCCGCCCUUCGGCCCGCAGCCCUGGCAAAGCUGCCACAAGCUCAUCUACAUCCGGCCCAACCCCAAAACCGGCGUUCCCGUGGGUCACUGGCCCAUCCCAGAAUCUUUCUGGCCUGACCAGAACUCCCCCACUCUGCCUCCGCGCACCGCUCACCCCAUCGUGCGAUUCUCCUGCGUGGACUGCGAGCCCAUGGUGAUCGACAAGCUUCCCUUCGACAAGUACGAGCUGGAGCCCUCGCCCCUCACACAGUACAUCCUGGAGAGGAAGUCACCGCACACGUGCUGGCAGGUGUUUGUGAGCAGCAGCGGGAAGCACAGCGACCUGGGCCAGCCGUUCGGCUACCUGAAGGCCAGCACCACGCUAACCUGCGUCAACCUCUUCGUCAUGCCUUACAACUACCCUGUCCUGCUGCCGCUGCUGGAUGACCUGUUUAAAGUGCACAAGCUCAAGCCAAAUGUCAAAUGGCGACAGGCCUUUGAGAUCUACCUGAAGUCCAUGCCCCCUUAUUUCCUCCUGCCACUGAAGAAGGCGCUGAGGAUGAUGGGAGCUCCAAACCUCAUCUCUGACAACAUGGACUGUGGCCUCAGCUACAGUGUCAUCUCUUACUUGAAGAAACUGAGCCAGCAGGCGAAGAUGGAGUCGGAUCGGCUGAUUGUGUCCGUGGGGAAGAAGCCCCCCCAGGAGACGGGCAUCAAAGUGAAGAAUCACUGGAGCGCCCUGUCCCUAGCCCACCGCCGUGACUUCAAACAGCUGCUGCAGGGCAUCACGGGAGAGGCCCCCCUCCACCUCACCGACAUUAACUUCAAGGAGUUCUCCGGCUUCCAGAUCGCGCUGCUCAACAAGGACCUGAAACCCCAGGCCUACCGGAACGCCUACGAUGUCUCCCGGCGGAACCUUCUAGAUCAGCUGACCCGAAUGCGCUCCAACAUCCUGCGCACGACUCAGAAGCUCAUUCGAGGGCAGGACGAAGACUACUUACACAGCAUCCCAGUGGCCCAGAUGGGCAACUACCAGGAGUACCUGAAGAUGAUGCCGUCCCCACUGCGGGAGAUAGACCCGGACCAGCCCAAACGCCUGCACACGUUCGGGAACCCCUUCAAACAGGACAAGAAGGGCAUGAUGAUCGACGAGGCGGACGAGUUCGUGACGGGCCCCCAGAACAAGAAGAGGGGGGGCUCCGGGGACCCCAAUUCGGGGGCCGCCCUGAAGAGGAGGAGGAGCAUGUCGCCCUUGCUGCGGCGGCCGCAGACGCCGCCCAUCAUCACCAACCACGUGGUGGGCAAGGGGCCCCCGGGAGCCCAGGUCAACCACAGCCUCAUCAAACCCAUCCCGCUGCACAAAGGAUCAGAGAGGAACAGCGUUCUGGGCUCAGAAAGCAAUGGGGAGCAGGUGAAGGGCGCAGAGACCGGUGGAGGCUGGCCGGGAGGACUGGACGGGGUGGAGGGGUGUGCAGCGGAUCUCACGCCCGAGGACACGCCCGGGGAAGGGGGAGAGGGCAGAGUCCGAGUGGAGGACGGGUUUGGGGAAGACGGGCUAGACGAGAGGCCUCCCGGCCAUCCAGAAAACUGUGAAGAGUUGAGUCCCCCCGGACAGCAGGGGGAGCUAGAGGGGGCCAAAGAGGAAACCAUCAGGACGGUCACCGUACUCCCCCUGGAGGGCACCAAUGCAGAACUCCGCACACGGGUCCUCAAAGAGGUCCGGAAGCCUGGCCGUAACUAUGAGACAAUAUUCCAUCUUCUGGAGGAAGUGAGGGGCCCUGUUGAAGUGCAGAAGUACUUCAUCCAUCAGACUAUUAAAGAGGCUGCAAGGUUUAAGAAGCGCGUCCUGAUCCAGCAGCUGGAGACCGCCCUGGAGGAGAUCGAAGAGAAGCACCUGCUGCCCUCCGGCCUCAACAACGUCCACGGCAGGUAGCGCGGCGCGAAGGAGAGGGAGGGCGAGAGAGCCACAGACCCGCCCGGCCGCGGAGCCCCCCGAGACGCCCAGAGACCCACAGCGGCAGGCUCUGAGGGAGGAGCGGUGGAGCCCAGAGGUCGCCCCAGAGGUUGCCCCAGAGGUCGCCCAGAGGUCGACCCAGAUGUCACCCCAGAGGUCACCGCAGAGGUCACCGCAGAGGUCACCGCAGAGGUCUCCCUAGAGGUCGCUGUAGCCCAAGCAUCGACAGUCUGUCACACUGAGUGGGGGAGGACCCAGGGAGGAAUGCACUGGGCAGGAGCGCUGAAGGAAUCCUCAAAUUCCUCGUGCUGUUAGCCCCCUUCUGUAGACCACCCAACAUCUACACACUCUCACCUGUAAGCCGGUUUGCUUUGCCUUCAAAGGAACUCAGACUAGUAGUUUUUCAGGCAAAGAGACCGUGUCUGUAUCUGGUGUGAGGAGUGCAGUUGAGAGGACAGAUAAAGGUGGAGGUGGAGUUGUCCUGAUUCCCUGUGACUUCCCUUCAGCAGUGGGCAGGCGCAAGAUCUCCCGACUUGAAGGGGAGACGGAGCUUCAAGCGGUUCUACGAGAGAUCGGUUCUUCUGAGAGUGUCGAUGCGCAUUCCGUUCAGAGGUGUAGAUGUGAUGUAGGUCACCUCUGCAUUGGUUUAGAUGCAGGUAGCGGUUCUUUAGGCUGACUUCACUGGCGGGAAAGCUGACGACUGGCCGAGGAUACUCACGUGAGUACUCUUAUCUACCUCAGUCCCUCCAUUUUACUUUUCUUUCGAAAGAACUCUCUCGUCCUUGGGUGAGACUUUGGUGUCAUUCAAAACAAGGCAGUAAAUUAAAUGGAAACACCAGGCUUUGAAGAAACGGUAGGUUAAGUGGACUUGGGAGGAUAUCCGCAAGCUUGUUUGCUGACAUGUAAAGUACACCUCUUCAUCCCCCCCCCCCCCCCAACCUUCAGGGGAAUGAUUUGCCAGGUCAUGUGGUCCAUUUGACUAGUCCUGGAGCUUCCAAUCCACUGCGUCACUGAAGCUCACGAUAACCCACUUAAUGUCAUGUGACUUUAAAUAAUCAAAGACCACCCCCCAUCAGUCAUCCACUCCCGCCCUGGACAACUGCAUUUGCUCAUGCUGGGUUUAAGAGUCACAAAUUCAAACUGCAUCACAAAUUCAAACGGUUUUUCUUUUAUUCUCUUAAAAUGAAAGAUGUGUACUACUUUUUAGAUGUUCAUACAUGAUGAAAGAAAUAAGAUUAUUUUUGGACAGUAUUCUUACCAGAGCAUACAAAUGAUAUUUUAAAGAAAACCUUGUAUAAAGAACAUUUUGUAAACAUUUUUUAAAGAAACACAAAAAAUGAAUAAAAAAAGUUAAGAUCGAGAAUAA